Colias croceus (clouded yellow) is the source of this 1282-nucleotide messenger RNA. Its product is annotated as NEDD8-conjugating enzyme UBE2F-like. Lineage: Eukaryota; Metazoa; Arthropoda; Insecta; Lepidoptera; Pieridae. The record is from RefSeq and is a predicted model, not a curated record. The transcript is spliced from 4 exons. Bases 330 to 884 code for a protein of 184 amino acids.
CCUUUAAAUACUGUGCAAUAAGUUCCUCCCAUGCGGCUAGUUGCUUUUGACGUGUUUCGGAGUGUGGUUGGAUCCUGAAAUUACAUAAUACAUAUAUAUGGAUUAAUUAUUAAAAAAAAAUGCCUAAAGAGAAACGUUAUUGACUUGACGUUUUAUCAAUUUUCAUUUUGACAUUAACUUUGACAAAAAUGACAAAUUGAAAUUUCGCAUCUCGCAAAGCAAAUAGCAUUAUUGGUGCAAGAUCUUACUAGAUUCUAGAGAAUAAUCGAAUUUACACAAAUGUAUUUUUAAUUACAAGUAUCUUGCUUCAUAUUUCAAUUCCAAACAAAAUGAUAACGCUCAAUAAAAAAAUUAAAAAGCAAAGUACGGAGCCUACCAACGGCGUGAACUUAGAAUCUGGGAAACGAAUAUCAGUCAGGGACAAAUUAUUGGUGAAAGAAGUGCAGGAGAUGACUGAGAACCUUCCGGUGACCUGUUCUGUGCAUUUUGAAGACCCUAAUGUGCUGAGUGAAUUCAUUUUAACGGUCGCACCUGAUGAGGGCUACUGGGAAAGUGGGAAGUUUAAGUUUAGCGUAUUUGUAACGGAAGAAUAUAAUAUGGCGCCUCCCAAAGUAAAAUGUUUAACAAGACUAUGGCAUCCAAACAUCAAUGUAGAUGGGGACAUUUGUCUAUCUUUGCUUCGUCAAACCUCCAUAGAUGAACAUGGCUGGGCACCAACAAGAAGACUUAAAGAUGUUGUUUGGGGCUUAAAUUCAUUAUUUACUGACCUCCUAAACUUCGAGGACCCCCUCAACAUAGAAGCGGCGGAGAUGUACAAACAGAACAAAGUGGAGUUUCAGGCGAAAGUGCAGGAAUACAUCGCUGUGGCCAAAGGCAAGAGGUGAGACCUGGCCUGCCUCAGCUGUUUCCGCGAGUAACCAAUACUCACAACGUGAUAUAGUCUAUUGAUAAAAUCCUAUUAAGCGCUUGUAAAUAUUAGGUUUUAUUUUUAUAAUUGCUUCCGAUCUUCUAUUGAUAUGAUUUUUUAUAUGGUUCAAUUGAUUACUUUUGUAUGCAAUGAAUUUUGGGAAAUUUGUUUGGUUUUUGUGUUGUUUUUUUUUUUUGUGGAAAUCCAAACUUUUUUUUUGGUAGGAAGAUUGAUGUGGUCUCAAUAUUUGUUAUGAAUUGGCAAAUGCCAUUAAGUUUUAAAUUAAUAAUAACUACUUUUAAAAUUUGAAAACCAUAUUUAUAUUUUAUGCAUAACUUUAUUAUUUUUUAAUAUAAUACCAACAUGUAAAGUUCA